AUUACUGAACUUCAGGCCUUGGUGGAUCUCUACAGCCAGGAUCCAACUCUUUUGAGAGCCAAGCAAUUGAGUUUCCUGCGGGACUCUACAGAGAGCAUGGGAGAUACCAUAUUAUGUUCAGUGAAACAUGGCUCUGCAGAGAAGACAUUCAAGGAGCAAGGGAAACAACCCGAAGCAGCUGAGAGUGAGGAAAGUGACUUGGAUAUUGAGGAUGAUGGUGUUGAACCAGAUCUGGGUGAUCCCCAAGAAAUGGGAGAUGAAUAUUUGGAAAUAACAAAUGAGAUGAUAAAUCAGGCCAAUGAAAAGAGGGAACAUGCCUUUGCCGCCCUGGAUGAAGAUGAACUUCAGAAAGCCAUUGACUUGUUCACAGAUGCUAUCAAGCUGAAUCCUCACUUCACCCUCUUGUAUGUUAACUGAGCCAGUGCUUUUGUGAAGCUGCAGAAGCCGAAUGCUGUCAUUAGAGAUUGUGACAGAGCCUGUGAGCUUAACCCCAAUUCAGUAGAGUCUGACAAGAGGACAGGACAAGCACACCUGCUUUGGGGGCACGGGGAGGAGGAAGCCCAAGAUUUUACCUUUGCAUGUCAACUGGAUUACGAUGAAGAUACCAACGCCAUGCUAAAGAAUGCACAACCAAGGGCUGAGGAGAUUGUUAACCAUCAGCAAAUGUGUGAGCGUAAGCAUGAAUUAAAGGCACACCGCAAGAUACUGGAAAAGGUAGAAUUGGCCUUGGAAAAGCAAAAGAGAACCCAGAAAGAGGAAAGUACCUGGCAAUGGAUGAUUAGUAUUUGGUGGAAAUACUUUGACUUUUUUACAACCAUUCUGGAUCCAAGGAUUAUAAUAGCAUGGAUGGAUGUGACCUGGAACCCAGAUAACAUUUACAAAUACCAGAGCAACUGCAAGUUCGUGAAGUUAAUUGGUCAGUAUGACUGA
Molecule: messenger RNA, 930 nt
Organism: Gopherus flavomarginatus (Mexican gopher tortoise)
Lineage: Eukaryota; Metazoa; Chordata; Testudines; Testudinidae
Product: putative protein FAM10A4
Exons: 1
Molecular function (GO): Hsp70 protein binding
Source: RefSeq, a predicted model, not a curated record